Molecule: messenger RNA, 1260 nt
Organism: Drosophila miranda
Lineage: Eukaryota; Metazoa; Arthropoda; Insecta; Diptera; Drosophilidae
Exons: 2
Coding region: 205-1074 (289 amino acids)
Biological process (GO): regulation of transcription by RNA polymerase II
Cellular component (GO): transcription regulator complex; nucleus
Molecular function (GO): DNA binding
Source: RefSeq, a predicted model, not a curated record
UGUACAGAAAAAGCAAGACGCCGCGUGGGAUGAAAAAUUCAGAAACUUUUGCUAAAUUCUAACAAAUCUACGAUUUUAACAAAGAAGUCGCUCGAUUGAUUUAAUAUUGAGUGCUGGCUGCACAUAUUUGCUCUGCCGCAUUUUGUUUAUUUUGCUGUGCUGUUGGUUUAUUGUAAGUGGUCACUUUGGUCAUUUUUUUGCAAAAUGGACGUACUUAGCCUCAUCGCGGAAGUACAGCAGCGGCGUGCUCUGUGGGACACAAGCAUUCCAUUUUUUAUUCGCAAGGUCGAAUGGAAUAUACAGUGGCUGGAUGUGUCUGACGCUUUGAAGGUGGACGUUGCGACAUGCAAGAAGCGCUUCAAAAGACUGAGGGAAAGGUACCGCUGCGAGAUCCGGAAGAUACAGCAGGGUAGCUUGCAAGUGUCCAACUGGACGUACUUUCGCAGCUUGGAGUUCAUGCGCUGCAUAUUCGAUCCAACCGGUCUCGUGGCAUUCGCCCCCGAGCACUACGAGUUUAAAUUUGAGUCGGAAGAGUCAACAAUAAUCUACCAUGAUCAGAAACUGUGGGAUGACCUUAACUUCGAUCUGGACAAUGAUGAUUCGAUAGAUUUUGUAAUUAUGGGCGACAUAUUCAAGCGUGACUCGCCCGAGCAAUUGCAUCUGCCAGCGAAUCACUCAAUGCUGGCCGGGCCUUCGUCCUCGUAUGACGGUCCCAUUUGUAAUGACAACUGCCUGAUCAACAGUCAAAUGACAACAACAAACGUAGCGGACUCACUUUCAGUAGCCAGCAGUCCUUCAAGAUCCGAGUCCAAUGACGAUGCUGACUACAAUUUUUUGGCUAGCCUUAAACCGCACGUGCAGUCCCUCUCGGACACGGGCAAACUCAAAUUUCGCAUGGAAGCCAGCCGCAUUCUGAUGGAACUAAAAAAAGAGGAGGCGACGCCUGAACCCCCCGGUAUGGAGGCUGAUACGGAUCCAAAUACAUAUUUUGUACCCAACAGCUAUAUGAACGACUAUGAAGGCAAUACGAUGGACGAGUGCGAAGUUAAGAUAGAAAAUGAACCUUUGCUAUAAGGUUCAUAGAUGUGGAAUGAACAUGAGAAACUAUAAGCCGGAGAACAUGGAACAUGGAAAAAAUGCGCUUAAUCAAAAUCCACACAUAUUCUUGUAAUUCUUAUCACCUUAUUGAAUAUGUUUUUCCAAAAUAUAUAUUAUGGUGGCAGAUAAUGCCCCGAAAGAGGGGAUCCUUCUACUAUCUGU